This is a messenger RNA of Triticum turgidum subsp. durum (durum wheat), 1641 nucleotides long. The record is from the annotation of a GenBank genome assembly. NCBI's taxonomy places the organism in Eukaryota, Viridiplantae, Streptophyta, Magnoliopsida, Poales, Poaceae.
AUGAACAAGAAACCGAAAACAUCUUCUGGGGAGCGAGUUCACUUGAGUUCCUCUAUGGACAUGUCUUCUGUGUCACAGCUAGAACAAUCGAAACCCUUAAUGGAGGCAGAUGUUCAGUUCGAUUCUUGGGCAGAAAAAGCAAUACGCAAUUUCAUCUUUGAAGUUGGACUUGGGCCUCGUUUUGUCUACUUGACAUCUUUCAAGGAGAUGCUUCAAACUGUUCACAAUAGGGAUGUUGAAAUUCCUACAUAUGAAUCCAUGCUACGGGAGGAACUAAAAGAAACUCAGCACCGGGCAAUGCAACUCAAGCAAGAAUGGAAAAAAAGUGGUUGCAGUAUAAUUAUGGAUAGUUGGAAGAGCCAAUGUGGUACAAAAAGCUUCAUAAGUGUUUUGGUGCAUUGCAGCAAAGGUAUGUAUUUCCUCAGAUCAAUCGAUGUCUCUGGAAUCCUCGAGGACAUGGAUGAGCUAGUUUCAGUGUUUUCUCGUGUGGUUGAUGAUGUUGGUGCCCGCAACAUAGUUCAAGUUAUCAGAAAUGAUGUGUCACCACAUAUGCGAAUGGCAUGGCAUUAUGUGCAAAAGGAACAUGACCAUUCAUUCUUCGUCCCACUGUGUGCUGACUUUUGCAUCAACCUUCUGCUUGAGAAAAUUGCAGCAUUUGAUCACGUCAGUGAGGUUCUAAGGAAGGCAAAGGAAAUAACAAGGUUUAUAUAUGGCAAUGUGCUGGCAUAUGAACUGGUAGGGCGGUAUAUUGAUGACGGUGAGAUCCUGAGCAAUUCUUGUUUCAAAUCUGUUGCAGAGUUCAUCACAUUAGAUAGGUUAGUUUCUAUGAGAGAAAAUCUAGUUGAGAUGUUUAGCUCACCUGAAUGGGUUUCCUCUGAUCGGUCUACUAGAAUGUUUAACCCACUUGAUUGGAUUUCCUCUGGUUUCUCUACUACUACAAGUUUGUUCAGGCAUAUCUGUGGCAUAGUAAAGACAGAUGAUGCAUUUUGGUGUGCUGCUGCUGAUGUUUUGAAGAUUACAAAACCAUUUAUCAAUGUGUUGCUUAAACUAGAAUCUGAGGACUGUCCAAUGGGUAUCUUGUAUGACACCAUGGCAAGUGCAAAAGACAUAAUGCGCAAUCUUGGAGGUAAAUAUGGUGAUAUUUUGCAUUGGGUUGACGAGAUAUGCGGUCGUAUUGAGGCCUGCACAACCGCAAUUGCAAAAGGCCAUUAUGAUCCAGGGAGACUGAAAGCGCAAAUUGAAGUAUAUAAAGGAAGAUCAGGUUCUUUUGGUUCAGAUUCAGCAAUUCAGCAAAUAGUGGGGACACCACAAGUUGUUUGGUGGUCAGCGCAUGGGACAGGCAUGCCUGAGCUGCAGAGCUUUGCCACUCGGGUCUUAUGCCAAACAUGCUUUGGCGCUAAAAGAUACAACAUCAGCAGGCAGGUAUCAGAGGAGGCGCAUGAGACGAGGGGAGCUGAUCUCGAAGAGCUGUACCGUGGGCUGGAGUACGUCCACUACAACAGGCGUUUCGCCAGCGCUGCACCACUCAUAGGCGGUCUUUCGGGGGAUCAGUGUGGUAAACCUGGCAGGAAGCUGGGGAGCGACUGGUUCCUGUAUCCGCGGCACCGACAGCAUAUCGUAAUCGGAUCAUCGAACACAUAG